Molecule: messenger RNA, 3839 nt
Organism: Argiope bruennichi
Lineage: Eukaryota; Metazoa; Arthropoda; Arachnida; Araneae; Araneidae
Product: protein disulfide-isomerase A4-like
Exons: 10
Coding region: 166-2034 (622 amino acids)
Biological process (GO): response to endoplasmic reticulum stress; protein folding
Cellular component (GO): endoplasmic reticulum; cell surface
Molecular function (GO): protein disulfide isomerase activity
Source: RefSeq, a predicted model, not a curated record
CUGUUUCUAUUACCAACCGGCAAAGAUAAGCGAUACCAAAACAACCUUUUCAUCAGUUUAUUUUAGAUAUAUCUUCCACGGCUGACAGUUUAUUAAUUACUUUGUAAUUCUAGAGAUAUUAAAGUGUGCUUCCGUAUCAAAUGUCAUUCAUUUCUUUUAAUUAAAAUGGAUUUUACAUAUAUUUUGUGUUUUUUUAUUUGCUAUUUGACAUUACCGCAGAAGACUGUAACUGAAGAUGAAAUACCUGUUGUUGAAGGCGAUGGUGGCGUAAUAAAAACUGCUAUCGAAGAUGACGUUUUAGUUCUUACUAGAGAAAACUUUGAUAUUCAAGUUAUGUCUAAAGACAUUAUUCUUGUAGAAUUUUAUGCGCCAUGGUGUGGUCACUGUAAAUCCUUAGCUCCUGAAUAUGCAAAGGCAGCUAAAAUUUUGAAAGAGGAAGAAAAUCCUAUUUUCUUGGCUAAAGUUGAUGCUACAAUUGAAACAGAAUUAGCUUCUAGAUAUGAAGUAACUGGUUAUCCUACCCUAUAUAUUUUUAAAAAGGGAGAAAAAAUCGAAUAUGAUGGGCCUCGAACUGCAAUGGGGAUUGUGGAAUAUAUGAAAGAACGAGCAGACCCUAAUUGGAAACCUCCUCCAUCUGUUGUUAUUGAAUUAACUAAAGAAAAUUUCCAUGAAACUGUGAAAGAUGCUGAUAUAAUAUUAGUUGAAUUUUAUGCUCCUUGGUGCGGUCAUUGUAAACGUUUAGCUCCAGAAUAUGAGAGAGCAGCCAAAGUACUUAAUGAUUUACCUACUCCUAUACCAUUAGCAAAAGUGAAUGGAAUUGAUCAAAAAGAACUUGCUGAAGAAUAUGGAGCAAGUGGAUGGCCAACUUUGUUCAUAUUUCGAAAGGGACGCAAGUACUCAUAUGAAGGACCUCGCGAUGAAUUGGGGAUUAUUAAUUAUAUGAAGGAACAAGCAAAACCUCCUAGUGAAGAAUCAAAUUCAUACAAGCAUUUGAAAAAUGCAAUUGGAAAAAUUGAUACUACUGUUGUUGGAUUUUUUGAUUCCAAUUUAGAUGAUUUUUACAGAAACUUUGUGGAAGCAGCAAAUUCACUGAGAGGGAAGUUUACUUUCUUGCAUUCCUUUAAAACUGAUGUGAGAAAACAAUUAGGUUAUCAAAAGUCAACCAUUGUUUUGUUUUUACCCGAAUUAUUUCAUACAGAAUAUGAGCCCAAGAAAUAUGAUUUUGAUAAUGCUGAAGCAUCACCUUCUGAGAUCAUAGAUUUCAUUCAAAAGUUUUCACUGCCAUUAGUUGGAGAACGCAGCCGUAAAAGUCAGUGGAAAUAUAAUAAUAAAUUUCCUCUUGUGGUGGUAUAUUAUGAAGUGGAUUUCAGCUUUGACCAUCGUGUCCAAACCCAAUUAAUUCGCAAAGAAGUUGCAAAAGUUGCUAAAGAUUACAAAGGAAAAGUUACAUUUGCUGUUUCCAAUGAAAAUGAAUAUGAAGACGAAUUACAGACAUUAAAUUUAGAUGACAGUGGUGAAGAUGUCAAUGUUGGCUUUUUUGAUGCUAAGAAUGUUAAAUACAGAAUGGAACCUGUUGAAGAUUUCUCUGAAGAAGAGCUGAGAACAUUUGUUGAAGAUGUUCUUGCUGGUAACGUUCCAAAACAUAUUAGAUCUCAGCCAAUUCCGAAAGACAACAAAGGGCCUGUUUUGACAGUUGUUGGGAAAACAUUUGAUGAACUUGUUACUAAAAGCAAAAAAAAUGUAUUUCUAGAAUUCUAUGCUCCUUGGUGUGGCCAUUGUAAGAAAUUAGAACCUAUUUACAAGAAAUUAGGUAAAGCUUUUGCUGAUAAUGAUGAUAUUGUAAUUGCAAAAAUCGAUGCUACUUCAAAUGAUUAUCCUAAUGAUUUCCAAGUAAAUGGUUUUCCAACGCUAUAUUAUGUACCAUUUGAUGACAAGUCUAAUCUGGUAACCUACGAAGGUGAAAGAAAUUUGAAAGAAAUGACAAAAUUUAUUAAUGAACAGCUUUCCAAAAGUAAUAUUAAGGAUGAACUUUGAAAAUAAUAAACAUGAAUAAUUAAGAUUAUUUUGUUAUAAUUUUUUAGUAAUUUCUUUUCUUUAAUAUAUGCAUAUAUAAUGAAUUUAAAUAACAAAUUUGUUCCUUCGUAUUUAUUUCAUAUACACUGAUCCUAGUUUCUUUUUGCAUCAUGAAGGAAAGCUAUCUGAACUAUUGCAUUUACUUAAAUAUAUUUUUGUAGUGUGCAUAAACUUAUAUACAGUUUGUGGUUAUUGAAAACUCUGUCUAAAGAUUUUUACAGAAAAUUAAAUUUUCAAAAUUAGCAUUAUACUUAAGUUCUUAAAUUUAUCAUUAAUGCCGUAGGUCAUAUUGAAAACUGUUUCUGAGAAAAGAAUAUUUAUUAUGUAUCAAUAUAGAAGAUUCUGGUUAUUAUGCUUUGCUUUUUUUAUAUUAGGUAUAUAAGAAUUGUGAAAAAAAUUGUAUAUUAUGUUAAACCAAUUUCAUACUAUAUAUGCAAAUAAUUUUUGUUUGUUAUUUUUUGUGUUUAAGAUUAAUAGUAUUGUUUAUGUUUAGUAAUGUCAUAUAUUUACUGUUACAUUUGUAAUCCUUCAUACAUGCAGUGCAGACGCUGUACCAGCGCCUUUUUUCCCCAUCCAUUUCCUUAGCAAGAUUAUCACAACAACAGUAGCAUAUUUAAGAGAGGGGAAGGCAGAGCAUUUGAGUUAUUAUUGCUAAUAUUUUGAAAAAUUAAAAUGCAAAGUAAAACAAUAAAAAGUGUGUAAAGGAUAAGCUUGCUUAAUUGAUUAUUUUAAGUGUUAUGCAAAUUAAAUUGUAAUAAAAUUAACUUAAAGUAGAUUUUUUGCUUGAAAAGUAAGAGCAAAAUAGUACUGGGAAAAAUACACUAGUUAAGCAUUAAACAACACCAUAUCUAGACAUUAUAUCAUUUUCUAAAUUUAGUUUUAAUUGCCUUAUUAGUUUUCAAACAUUUUAAAAAUAUUUUUGUGAUAAAUAUAAACAGCCUUUAAAUAUAAAAUGUAUUGAUCAUUAUAUAAUUAUUUAUAAUGUGCAAAAUAUAUUGAUUCAAAAAUGUUUUAUAUAUUAUUAUUUAAAUUUAAUUGCACUUUUAAUUUUAGAACUCUUCAGAAAAAAAAAAGAAAAAAAAAUUACCUUCUGAAAGAAAUAAAGGGAAAGACACACUUUUAAUAUUUGCCCUGCCGCUGUAUAACAGUUGUGAUAAUACCUCAUGUUUUUUAUUCCACUCAUUAAUUUAAUUUAUAGGAAGUCUUAAUCAUUCCAUAUAUCCUUUUACUCUGAGCUUAUUGUAUUAGCCCAAAUCUGAUGGCUAGAUUGAUUGCUAACUGCACAUAUAAAAAUAUGGAAAAAAAAAUUUUUUUUUCACCACAAAUCUUUUUUUAAGAAGUACCUAAAUGUUUUUUUCACCACAUUUUAGUAGUAUUUUUAUGCUCUCUUUUGCCCUUUUAAUAAGAGCUUUACUACGUUGUCCUCCCCUUUUUAAAAUAUUAUUGGUGACUUAGCUGUAACAUAAGGUUUUAUAUCAUUAUAAGUAUUUAUUCAGUAUUUUUUCUGAAAACCUAAUUUCUUCCAAAAUGAAAAUUGUUCAACUUACACAAACGUGUCUUUACAGAAUAUGUAUUUAUUAGUCUUCCAUUAACAAAAUACUGCAUUGUAUUUUUUUUCAUUCUCCAUAUUUCUGAAUUAUGAAACUUUCAUAUAGCAGUAACAUUUGUAUGUUGUGGUGAUUUUUUUUCAAUGCUUUCGUUUUAAUAGUGUGAUGGUCACAAAGACAUUUCUUUACAAUUAUAAACUCUCAGAAAAUGUAUUUUUC